Haliotis rufescens (red abalone) is the source of this 2542-nucleotide messenger RNA. Its product is annotated as BTB and MATH domain-containing protein 36-like. The transcript has 2 exons. The coding region runs from base 58 to 834 and encodes 258 amino acids. The record is from RefSeq and is a predicted model, not a curated record. NCBI's taxonomy places the organism in Eukaryota, Metazoa, Mollusca, Gastropoda, Lepetellida, Haliotidae. Gene Ontology annotation, molecular function: protein binding.
GAAGUAAAACAGAGUAAAUGCACAGUACCUGAGCAGGUGAUUAAUCUCGAGAUAGCUAUGAUGUCUAUAAGAGGCAACACUCCAUUGUUUGGUUUAACGUCUGCACAAGGUCAAAUUGCAACAGGAUUCAAUUUCGGCGCGUCAUCAAAUGUCAAGGCGGAGGCUGUGUGCUCUAUGGGACAAAGUGAAGCAGAGCAGGAAAUCACAACGUCAGUUUUCGAUAAGCCCUCAAGUACAUCCGACAUGACAUUAGCGGUCGAAGGGAGGCAACUCCAUGUCAACAGAGGUGUCCUUGUGGCUGCAUCAGUCGUGUUCGAAAAAAUGUUUGAGGGGGAAUUCAAGGAGAAGAACGAGAUUCCUUUACCUGAUAAAUCCUAUGCGGAUGUCGUCGAUAUGCUUCUCCGUAUAUACCCAUCAGAACUGAAAUCCAUCACACGAUCAAAGGUGGACAAGCUGCUGGGCCUGGCUGACGAAUACAAGAUGACGGCACUGACACAGAAAUGCGAACGUUUUUUAUUGUACCAGUGCAACGUGAUGACUUCAAGUAACUCCACCUACUGUAAAGAGCUUGUUCAUUACAUAUAUCUGGCUGACAAAUAUCAUUUGGAGGUUCUGUUGACACGGGUCACCGACAUGGCUUCACAUUUGACCUUUGGAGGAAAUGAUGUAAAGUCCGUUUUUGGAAGCCAGGAGCUGGAUGCAUCUGCGAUCGUCAAUCAUAAAGAAUACCUCCUGAUGAGCGAAACAACCCAACUCCUGCUGGCUGUCAAGCGAAUUGCUGUACUGGAAAAUAUAUGCGUACGGGCACCAGUCGUAGUAAAAUUGGCCAAGUAGUGUUUAACUCACUUUCAGUAGUUCAGUAAAAUUGUAGACGACUUAUAAUUUUUUGUAUACUUUGCAUAUUCUAGUUAUUCUCUAAACGGUGAUAUCUCGUUGCAGCAGUUCCAUUUAAAGGUUAAAGACCCCCGUUAGCAUAUUAGUUUUAAACAAUGUUAAGCUCUGGCGUUUUAAGCUUUAAUUAUGACUUAGGUUCUCCGUUUUACUGGCCUAUAUUGUUGUAUGUUCUGUGUUGCUUCUAUACCUUAUAUUUGUAGGCUGACGAGAUGUAAUACCCUUGAGCUCUGUUGAUCAAAGGUUUGCGACGGCGGGUUUCUAUAUAGCUUCUGACAGGUUUCUUAUGGCGAAGUCGGCAGUGGUUCAAAGGUUAAACAUGAUACCACAGCUCCUGAUCUAGAGAUACAUGCACAACCAACACAACGUUAACACCACGUAUCACUGUAGUCAAUGGCAUCACAUUGUUUACUUUGCACACAAUCCACCAUAGUCACUGAACAAAAUAUUUAUUGAUUUCUGACUGAGCGGGGGCGGUCGGGUAGCCUAGUGGUUAAAGCGUUAGCUCGUCACGCCGAAGACCCGGGUUCGAUUCCCGACAUGGGUACAAUGUGUGAAGCCCAUUUCUGGUGUCCCCCGCCGUGAUAUUGCUGGAAUAUUGCUAAAAGUAAAACCAUACUCACUCACUCUGACUGAGCGAUACAUUGCGUUGACAAGCUAAGAAAAUUAAAUGUAUUCUCUAUAAAACGUACAGGAUCUUCAAGAAUAUCAGAUGAUUAUAACAAAUACAAAGAGAUGUCGAGUAGUGGUAAAGGAUGGUUAAGAAAAGGGAAGGGCAUGGUGUAACAUGACCAUCAACAGAGCAUGUGAGGGUGCACACAACGAAGAAAAACGACAAGGCUGUGUGUGGAAUAAUGAACGUUUGAGAUUACUUGAUCAAUUAUGGGUCUUGCCCUCACGCAACAUUCGUUUAUAGGGUGUGGUGUAGUCCGAUUCAAUCUCUCAAUGACAUUUGAACUCCUCUUACAGCACUUGACGGCUUUAAGUAACGGAUGGUCUUUGACGUCGACGUCAAGUCUCCCGUCAUGUCCCAGACGCGCUCUAUGAGGGAAAGGUCAGAAAUGACCAUUGCAUUCUGGUGAUGUCUGGUGAGUUACUGUGCGUGUCCCAUGGACACCAGCGAUAUCGUCUUGAAAGACAAAAUGUGGACCAGCAUGGCGCGCAAACGGCACAGCUAUUGUCGCCAGUAUGUUGUCUCGGUAGUACUGACCCUUCCAUGGACAAUAUGCAGUGGCGUUCUAGCACUCAUAGUGAUCCCACCCCAUAUCAUAUACAGACCCACCCCCAAAUGUGUCAUGCUGCCUUACUUUUAUUGUUCGCAUGACGUUCGUUAGGACGCUUCGAGACACGCCCACAGCUGUCCAGAAAGUAAAGAUUACACGAGACCACUGGCAAUUCCCCAAGUUUCUACGCUCUAAACACCAUUUGCGUCUGGACAGAAUAUGUCGAUUUGCUAGAGGUAGUACAACACGUGAUCGCCGAGCAUGCAGACGAUUUCAAAUCGUCUGGUCUGUGUCUUGAACUCUGGUGGCCUACAUCUUCCCGAGGCAAGAGAGUUAACUGACUAUAUAAGUCCAAGUUUCCACCCUUGCCGAACUAGGCUUGUAUUAUGGAGGUACAUUUUGGCUGGACUAACGAGUGUAUGCAUAGU